UAUUGUGCAGAAAAGAAUUGAACAUGGCGCUACAAUCAAUGGUACCGAUUACCUAAAUGGUUGCAUAUAUAGUUUUCGCGUAGUUUCGCUCUGAUAAAGAUUUGCCAUUACCUGGUGCAUGCUUUGAAAGCUCGAGAAAAAUCAAAAUUUUAUGAAAUAACAACAGUAUCUUCUAAGUGUUGGAAGUGAGUGAAAAUCUCGUCUGUAAGUGUUCAGCAAUUCCGUCAAAAAAGUGAAUGGAUUAUUGUCGAGAUAUUCAAUGAAAAAAACAUCAUUGAACUUUAAAAAUGGUCAAGUAUUUCGAAUCAUCUACUAUUUUUCAAUUUAAUUGGAAUCAAGUAGCUCAAGGUUUUUGGAAGAGAUAUCCUAAUCCUCAUAGCACACACGUACUCACUGAAGAUACAAUAUCUAGAGAAGUUAAAGAUGGAAAAUUAUACUCUAAAAGAUUAUUAACCAAAACAAAUAGGCUUCCUAAAUGGGGCGAAAGAUUUGUGAGCAAAAAUGUUGUCAAAAUUAUUGAAGAAACGAUUGUUGAUCCAAAAGGGAAAACUUUUGUUACGUAUACUCAAAAUCUUGGAUAUACGAAAGUGAUGAGUGUUGUCGAAAAAGUUGUUUACACAGUAUCUGAUGAGAAUCCUGAAUGGACAGUAGCUAAAAGGUCAGCAUGGAUUGAUAGCUCAGUGUUUGGUUUCAGUCGAGCAAUACAAGCAUUUGGCUUGGAAAGAUUUAAGAAAAACUGCUCGAAAAUGACUGGAGGAUUUAAUUAUGUCUUGGCUCAUAUGUUUCCUGAAACAGCUUUACACAUGAGCCCUACUUUAGCACAAAUGGGAUUUGAUAUUAAUGCCAUUUCGUCAGAACCUGAACCAUCAAUGAUUAAAUUAUCUCAUGCAGCUGAAGACUUACAACAUUCAUUGCACGACAAAGCUGAAAAGAUGAAAGAUGCUGCAAAGAAAGCUACCGAUAUGGCGAAAAAGAAAGCCAGUCCUAUGUAUGCAGCAUAUCAAUCGAAUCAGUGAUCACUUUAAAUUAUAAAUAUCAGCUUACAUAGAUGUUUUUUUUUUAAAAACGAAAAUUUAUCUCAAGACCUUAUUUUCUCUUUUAUUAAAAAUUGUAAAUCGUACUAAAUAGCUGCAUGUAUCAAGCAUUCCUCAGCUGAAAUUAAGAGAUUGUAAGAAACAUUUUUUUUUGAGAGAAAAACUUAUCAUGGACGCGCAAAUAUGCAUUUGUAAAUGUUACCACCUAAAUGUUCAGAUGUCAUCAAAUUAUAAAUGAAUUAUCAUCGGUAGUCAUUUAUUUGUCAUACGUAAAUCACAAAGUAUAUUCAAAAAUGUAUUUAGAUUAUCGUACUUAUAAAGUAAAAAAUAAUUAUAUUCUGUAUAUAGUAAAUACUUUUAUGUAAAAAAACUAGCU
This is a messenger RNA of Chelonus insularis, 1410 nucleotides long. RefSeq names its product preli-like (gene prel). The transcript is spliced from 4 exons. Gene Ontology annotation, cellular component: mitochondrial intermembrane space. The coding region runs from base 288 to 1016 and encodes 242 amino acids. The record is from RefSeq and is a predicted model, not a curated record. NCBI's taxonomy places the organism in Eukaryota, Metazoa, Arthropoda, Insecta, Hymenoptera, Braconidae. Gene Ontology annotation, biological process: phospholipid transport. Gene Ontology annotation, molecular function: phosphatidic acid transfer activity.